CACAAAUGAUGACGUACAGCACAUCCCGUAUAAUGAGCUGGAAGCUGUACAAAAUGUGAUAUUUGUCUUUGUAUUUUACCACGUAUUUUAGCCCAGAACAUAGUCUUGAAAAUGAUGCAGUUUAUGCUUCUGUUCAGCCGACAAGGCAAACUUCGGCUACAGAAGUGGUAUGUUGCCAACACAGACAAGACCAAGAAGAAGAUCACACGAGAACUAGUCACGAUGGUCUUAGCCAGGAAACCAAAGAUGUGCAGCUUUCUUGAAUGGAAAGAUCUUAAAAUUGUUUAUAAAAGAUAUGCCAGUUUGUACUUCUGCUGCGCUAUAGAACCUGAAGACAAUGAGCUGCUUACAUUGGAAAUCAUCCACAGAUAUGUCGAACUACUGGAUAAAUACUUCGGAAGUGUGUGCGAGCUAGACAUAAUCUUCAACUUCGAGAAGGCUUACUUUAUGUUGGACGAGUUCCUACUGGGCGGGGAAGUACAAGAAACGAGCAAGAAGAAUGUGCUAAAGGCUAUAGCUGCACAAGAUCUAUUACAAGAGGAUGAAGCGAUAGAAACUGCGCUUAAAGAAUAUGGAUUAACAUAAUCCACUUGACAGGAAACAGAAGAACCGAAGAGUAUUCUCGAGGAGAUGGGAUUUACUGUUCCAAGUUAGUGUGCAUCCUUUGUAUUGCUGUCGUCAUGGUGAUACCUCCUUGUUGCGACGGUGAUCACACCUGCCUAAUGUGCCUACUUUCAUGAGAUAUCUCCAAGGCUUCAUGUUAAAAUAUUGUCAGUUUCACUUUUUAUCAACAAAUCAGUGUAAAUAAAGUGAUCAUUUUAGUGAUACAAUGCUACAAGAAUAGAAUCAAAAUGAUUAGAUAGACAUAUUAGUGGGUCUUUUUCUUUUCAAAUGAACCAUUGAGUAGUUUGAUGGUAUGAUUGCUCUUACAUCGUCUCAGCGAUGCGGACAUAUUAUAAAAAUGUAGUUGGUGAAAGAAAUUUUUUAAGGGUGAAAGUGAAGAGUGAUUAGCUGUUGAUUAGUAACUUGAUCGUAGUUUAUGAGUAAGUCAUCCUAAUUCUCUUCAUCCAUGUUGCCAUGGUUACAUUUGGUUGUUUUUUUGUUAAUACAUGUGCUUAUGCAUUUAUAGAGUUGAAGAUCUUCGAAAAGAAGGUGUUAAUGUCAUUGUAAUCUUUGCCUUCUGUAAUCUCAGCUUCUCAUGAUCCUUGUAUGUGGAGAACAUAAGGAAAAACAUUCCAACCUGUUUCAACGCUUUAAUUAAGAGGUAAAGAUUUGUCUUUUCAUUCCAAUGUGAAAUUUCUUGGAUAUAUAUGUGAUUGCUAUUCAUUCAGUGUCAUCCAAAUUUGGACGUGUAAUUUGCUAUGUUGUUUGAUGUAAUGAUUUCAUGAAACAUAGGGUAGUUUGCUGCUGGGCAGAUUCUUGCCAUCCAUCCCCCCAUUGUCAAGAGUAUCUCCAUUCUGGCUUGAUCAGUUGAUCCCAAACACAACCACAGAUUUUAAAAUCCAGCUUGAAGGAGGUGGUGCUGCUGCAUGAAGUCCAAUCACACUGCCGAGCGUUAUUGGAUUUAACGAAGCAGUACUCGCCUCACCUGUUAUCUACCAUCACAACUUGUAUCUUCCUGAGGUACAAGGGGUGGUGGGGUAGCAUAGUGGUUAAAGCGCGCUUCCUUUCACGCCAGUAGACCCAGAUUCGAUUCCCCACAUGGGAACAAUGUGGGAAGCCCAUUUCUGGUGUCCUAUGCCGUGAUAUUGCUGGAAUAUUGCUAAAAGUAGCGUAAAACUCACUCCCAAUAAUUCAAGGAUAUACUUGUAUUUGUCUUAAUGUCUGUUCCAGUUCACUUAAGUUGACUGAAAUGUUUUGAGGUAGAUCUAUGCCUACUUUCAUUCAGAAGGGUGCAAUAAUCAACGCCCAGGACUUUUAAGUAUGUAUUGACAAAAAAGGGCACCUGUUAAAAUCUUGUCACGGCACAUGCAGUAGUAAAUAAACUCUGUUCAAGCAUCACUGAAACUAAAACAUUAUUUGAUAAUUGACUGGUAACUUAUAUACACCUUUGUCACUGCUACUUUGUGAAAAUGAACCCAUAAUAUGUCCAGAAGAAAGUAUGGACUGUAUUGCAAGUUUUGUUUUAUACUGGACACUUAUAAAAAUUUGUGACAGAUGGUCAACUAGAGCAAGGUGGAAGUUAGUUCAUUUCCAGGUCAUGAGUGAGAUAUUUUUAGUGACAGGGUGGUGGGGAAUCCGAGUGGUUCAAGCGCGCUUAUCACACCGAAGAACUGGGUUAGAUCCCCUACAUGGGUACAAUGUGUGAAGUCCGCUGUUGUGAUAUUGCUUCAAUCAUGCUUAAAAACGGCGUAAAACAAUACUCGCUCUUAAAUAGUCAGUGAAGGAGAUAGACAUGAGGUGCCACACUUCAAACAAAGUUGUGGGACCAGGUCAAUCAUCAUAACAGAAUGGAAAUACAGCUAUCUGAUGAUGGGGGAGGGUUUGUCUUCGCUGUGUGAGGUGUGUGAUCAUACCCAGGGAGGGUCCGAGUACAAGUGCACUUAGCAUUCAGCUGGUCUCAUCAAGGUCAUGUUGGGCAUCAUACUCCUCCGUCAUGCCGCGAACAUUAGGUCUGUUUGUAGACAAUUCAACACCAGUCUGUCCAAUAUAAUACAACUUACAAACAAGUUAUUUUUGUGUCAGAAAAAAGGGAUAUUUUUGAUCGGAUACAUUUCUUGAGAAGUUUCAUUGUAAUCUUGCCAUGAGAAAGCCAUGAUGUAUGGAAGAAUAAAUGUUUCCCUCUUCAUGUAAAACUUCAUUUCUGCAAAAUGUCGUUAUAAUCACAUGUUGAAUAAUGAUCACAAGAUUCAUCUAUUUUGAUACUUAGAUAGUUUGAAGUAUAUAGAUUAGCUAUGCAUUACAACACCAAAGUACCUAUCAAGAAACCAGAGCUCACUGUCAUGCUUACAAUCAGGGUAUGAGCGUCGCACUUUAUAUCAUGAUAUAUAGUAUUUUAUGGUACAUUUUUUGUACAUUUAAGUAACAAUUUACAGAGGUAUGCAUAUUUCACACACAAAGUGAGAAAUCACACAGCUAUUAUAUAUUUAUUGCUUCACAAAGAAGGUUAACAAUUAGAAAGACUUAAAAUGUAAUGUAUAUGGUCUGAUUAUGUAACAAAUAUCCAAGUGUUUUCUAUGGGAUUUUGCUUAGAUUCUUCUGUGAAAACCAUUAUGAUCUAUUUUUAAUGUUGGAUGUUGAAUAUUACAAGAAUCAUACUGUGAUGUGGAAUGGGGUCUCUUGUGUUAAAUUGUUGGUUGUAUAUUUCCAUGAGAGUACCAUUAAACAGUUACAC
Messenger RNA from Haliotis rubra (blacklip abalone), 3334 nucleotides. Its product is annotated as AP-1 complex subunit sigma-2. Bases 112 to 585 code for a protein of 157 amino acids. Gene Ontology annotation, biological process: vesicle-mediated transport; intracellular protein transport. The transcript is spliced from 6 exons. Lineage: Eukaryota; Metazoa; Mollusca; Gastropoda; Lepetellida; Haliotidae. The record is from RefSeq and is a predicted model, not a curated record. Gene Ontology annotation, molecular function: clathrin-cargo adaptor activity. Gene Ontology annotation, cellular component: membrane coat; AP-1 adaptor complex; intracellular membrane-bounded organelle.